Triticum urartu is the source of this 726-nucleotide messenger RNA. NCBI's taxonomy places the organism in Eukaryota, Viridiplantae, Streptophyta, Magnoliopsida, Poales, Poaceae. The record is from RefSeq and is a predicted model, not a curated record.
ACGUUCGCUGGAAAAUACUCUAGAAUCGAUCAGAAAACUAGCUGUGUUUUCUCCAUCGUCCAGCCGAGAGGAGGCUAUGAAGAUCCGGCAUGCGCUCACCCAAUCCGUCACCUUCCUCGUUAUGGUCGUUGCAUUGUUGGUGCUGGUGCCCGAGGGAAUAAUGCUAGUGACGGGUGUCAAGACACCGGCGAUGGCCGUUUUGUCGGAAAGUAUGGAGCCUGGAAUUAAAAAGGGUGAUAUGGUGUUUGUGCACAACAUGAGCAAUGAACCUUUCCACGUAGGAGAGAUCAUUCUUUUCAAGGUUGAUGGCUUUGAACAUCCAGUUGUCCAUCGCGUGAUCAAGGUUCACGAACAUCGAGAUACUGGAGAAAUCCGAAUACUCACCAAAGGGGACAACAAUUCAGUGGAUGACCGAUUUCUCUAUGCGAGUGGGCAGCUUUGGCUUCAACCGCAUGACAUUAUUGGACGGGUUGUAGGCUACCUGCCAUAUGCUGGAUGGCCUACUGUCUUCAUCAGUGAAUCUUAUAAGGUCUCUCUUUUCCUUCUAAUGAAAGAUGUUGCUGAAUGGUCGAAGCACUACAACUCCUGAAGUAUACUGGGUAACAAUGUAACCACGGCAGAUUCAUGUGGGUUGUCUCCAUAAUGUCUUGUUAGGGGUUAAAGAAUGCAUGAAGCGACGAAGAGUAUGUAAAAGAUGUAUCAUUAUCAUAGUCUCCACAACAUAGU